This is a messenger RNA of Xyrauchen texanus (razorback sucker), 312 nucleotides long. RefSeq lists its product as uncharacterized. Bases 1 to 312 code for a protein of 103 amino acids. NCBI's taxonomy places the organism in Eukaryota, Metazoa, Chordata, Actinopteri, Cypriniformes, Catostomidae. The transcript has a single exon. The record is from RefSeq and is a predicted model, not a curated record.
AUGCAAAAGUGUAAGUUCAACCAGACCUUUCUGCGCUUCCUGGGCCACACUGUUUCCAAAGAUGGACUUCAUCUUGACCAAGAUCGGGUCAGUGCAGUGGCCAACGCACCUGAUCCACAUGACACAUCCUUCCUGCGAUUCUUCCUGGGCCUUGUAUUAUGGUACAGUAUGUUUAUUCCUGACUUUUCUACUGUUUUUGAACCACUAUGUGCCACACUCAGGGAAUCUACAGAUUGGAAGUUUAAAUGGUCUGCGGUGGCUGAGUCCAGUUUUACUGAGAUUAAGAGACUGAUAUCUGAGAGCCCUGCUUAA